AUGGCUAUACAUCGUAACAUUACAUCAAAGGGUGGUUAUCACCUUAAACAUAAGCUAAGAGGCUUGAAAAAAAGAAAAAAGCAAGGGUUAACGAGUAACGACGAGGAUAACGAUAUACAGCAAACAAAAAAAGAAUGGGAAAUUCCAAGAAAGCUUUUACACACUUCUAUAGUGUCAAUUGCAGAUGCAUUACGAUUCAAUAGUGUCUCAUUUAAUAACCUUUACAUCAAAGUACUGGGAUUUUUGAUGCGAGAAUCAGAAAAGUAUGGUAAAAUAAACGGUGUAGUAUUUUACCUUGCUGGGUGUAUUGGCGCGCUGUCAAUAUUUCCGAAGGGUGAUUUUAUGGAUAAUUUAUUUGUGAAAUGCGAGUCACGUGACAUCGCAGCAAUAUCAAUACUCAUACUAUCGUGGUGUGACACUGCCGCAUCGUUUAUCGGUAGAAAAUAUGGACACUAUACCUAUAGAUUCAGUAAUGGUAAAUCGUUGGCAGGCACAAUUGGAGCCAUUGCAGUUGGAUCAAUAGCCGCAUUAUUAUUUUGGGGUGGAGGGUUACAAUUUCAUAAAAUUGAGGUUGAAAAUUGGAUACCGGAUAAAAGUGCAUUAUCAUUACCUGCAUUAUGUUUGAUAACAGGCAUAGUUAGUGGCAUUAGUGAAUUAAUAAAUGUGGGAGGGUUAGAUGACAAUCUUGUAAUGCCUUUGGCAGCAGGAUCUUUAUUAUGGGUGAUACUGAUUGGUCUAGGAUUAGGCGGGUCUACAUAA
This is a messenger RNA of Dentiscutata heterogama, 759 nucleotides long. The record is from the annotation of a GenBank genome assembly. Lineage: Eukaryota; Fungi; Glomeromycota; Glomeromycetes; Diversisporales; Gigasporaceae.